AUGUCGACAUUACUUUCAGCCGGUCAAUUACCGCCCAAUCGCCACGAUGAUUUGGACAACUACGACUUAUCAGACGAUCCAUUCGCAUCGCCCAGCCCCUCACCUCGAGCCAAGAAGCGCAAGGAGCCCCCGUCACAGGGCCUAGGUAUAGACGAGGAGGUUUCCGUCCAGAAACGCGCAAGACCUCCGCUCGUGAAGCUCGAUGAAGACAGAUUAUUAGGUCCCGCCGGACUGCCCAAACUUCGCCAACGAGCACGCGAAUUGAAAAUCAAAGGCAAGGGGCACGAGUUCUCAGACGCAGCUCGCCUCUUAUCAUUCUACCAGAUGUGGCUUGACGACUUGUUCCCCAAAGCCAAGUUUCUCGAUGCACUGGCCAUGGUGGAAAAGGCAGGACACAAGAAACGCGUCCUAACAGCCAGGUCCGAGAUGAUCAACGAGUCAAAACCAAAGGAUACAAUAGAAGAAGUCGACUCUGCACUCGAUGCCUUCGAUUCUGUUGAACCUGUUGAGGCUGGAUCGUCCAAAGACGCAAGGCCGCAAACACCAUUACAGGACGACAUACCGGAUGACGAGGACCUGUAUGGGGCAACACCAAGGAUCACGCGUACGCAGCAGCACGAACCAGACGAUGAAGACGACCUGGAUGCACUUAUUGCCGAGUCAGAAGGGCAAGACAGCAAGCAGAAAUCUCAGGUGGUCGAUAUUCACGACGAGGACGAUCUGGAUGCGCUAAUUAUGGAAGCAGAGACUGCGGAUCACGGAAACGCGGUGCAGAAAACGGCAAAUGCGAAUAAUGAUGAUUUUGCAGAUGAGGAGGCUGCUAUGCAGGAAAUGGAUGGUAUAUGGUAA
Messenger RNA from Metarhizium robertsii ARSEF 23, 849 nucleotides. RefSeq names its product Replication fork protection component Swi3. Gene Ontology annotation, cellular component: nucleus; replication fork protection complex. Gene Ontology annotation, molecular function: DNA binding. Gene Ontology annotation, biological process: replication fork arrest; replication fork processing; DNA replication checkpoint signaling. Bases 1 to 849 code for a protein of 282 amino acids. NCBI's taxonomy places the organism in Eukaryota, Fungi, Ascomycota, Sordariomycetes, Hypocreales, Clavicipitaceae. The transcript is spliced from 2 exons. The record is from RefSeq and is a predicted model, not a curated record.